GUUAGGAUAUGUUUCCCCCCCUCUGCCUUUCUCUUCCUUUUUCCUCUGGUUGUGGUCAGUUUCUGAGUCCGCUCACUCCUGGAGCUGGUUUCAAAUUUGUUCCGCUCUGGGACAAAGCGAGGGAGAGGAGCCCGACUCGAGCCCAGUCUGUUCUUCAGAGCUCUUGCCCUGAAAUUGUUUCCCAGCCAACAGCAUUCGUUUUCUGGACUGUGGGGCCCAGAACUGAACAGCAGACUCCAGAUACACUCAAGAACUGCCGGUUAACUUUGGCCCUCCUGGAGCAAGACCCUUGUAUACUGAGAGCUGAACGAUGUCUCACCCAUCAUGGCUGCCCCCAAAGAACUCCAGCGAGCCCGUUGGUCAUGUGACGGCGAGGAUGGAGAUGACGCAUUCUUUUGGGACCCCCAGCAUCUCCAUAUCCACUCAGCAGACGCCAAAGAAGUUUGCCCCAGUUGUAGCUCCCAAACCAAAGUACAAUCCGUACAGACCGGCUGAAGGGGAAGGUGACUUUCUGCCACCGCCACCACCUUCUGCAGAAGAUCCUGGGAAUCCGCCACCGCCCCCCAGUGCUUUUCUGCCCCCUCCGCCUCCUCCAGACGAGUCCUCUUUCAACAUUCAGUCCAACCCCGGCGGGAAGACACUGGAAGAGAGGCGCUCCAGUUUGGAUGCAGAAAUUGACUCUUUGACCAGCAUCCUGGCCGACUUGGAGAACAGCUCCCCUUACAAGCCACGGACUCAACAGUGUGGAACUGUGAGUGAAGGACAAGCAACUAGCCCAAGGCAAUCUAGUGAAUUGGUGAAUGAGAUGGUCGCCCAUCUCUUGUCCAGUUUAUAUACAAUGUGGGCUGUGAGUAAAAGCCCAUACCUGUAUAAGUGUUAAAUGUACCCCCUGCCCCAUUUCAAUUUGCUUACCACCUUG
This is a messenger RNA of Rhineura floridana, 919 nucleotides long. It is a transcript of the gene LPP, whose product is annotated as LIM domain containing preferred translocation partner in lipoma. Gene Ontology annotation, biological process: cell-cell adhesion. NCBI's taxonomy places the organism in Eukaryota, Metazoa, Chordata, Lepidosauria, Squamata, Rhineuridae. The record is from RefSeq and is a predicted model, not a curated record. The coding region runs from base 311 to 880 and encodes 189 amino acids. The transcript is spliced from 7 exons. Gene Ontology annotation, cellular component: stress fiber; focal adhesion.